This is a messenger RNA of Schistocerca nitens (vagrant locust), 355 nucleotides long. Its product is annotated as odorant receptor 2a-like. Gene Ontology annotation, biological process: sensory perception of smell. Gene Ontology annotation, molecular function: olfactory receptor activity; odorant binding. The transcript is spliced from 3 exons. The record is from RefSeq and is a predicted model, not a curated record. Gene Ontology annotation, cellular component: membrane. Lineage: Eukaryota; Metazoa; Arthropoda; Insecta; Orthoptera; Acrididae. The coding region runs from base 57 to 284 and encodes 75 amino acids.
UCUCAAUACCUGAUCUCCUCUACGAAACUAUAAUUUUCUGCAUUUAUGCGCACAUCAUGACCGACCAGAGCGAGAGGCUGAUGUACUCCGCCUUCAGCUGCGGCUGGGUCAACAGUGACGCUCGCUUCAAACGCAGCCUGGGCAUCUUCAUGAUGGUGACUGUGCGCCCGAUAGUGAUCACGGUGGGCAAGACGUGCACACUGUCCAAGCAGAUGCUGAUCCAGGUCUUGAAUGGAGCGUACGGCUUACUGAAUUUGCUCUACUAUCUACAUAGCAGCAACUGAAACGGCACCAGAGAGGCACACCUGAAGAACGCAAUGAAUGUGCUACACACUGAAAAACCACCAGAAACAAC